AUGACUCUGGCUGCUUACAAAGAAAAGAUGAAGGAGCUGCCCCUCGUCUCCCUCUUUUGCUCCUGUUUCCUUUCGGACCCUCUGAACAAGCCGGCCUACACCUAUGAAGCAGACACGGUAGACCUGACCUGGUGUGUCAUCUCUGACAUGGAAGUCAUCGAGCUCAACAAGCGGACCUCAGGACAGUCCUUUGAGGUCAUCUUGAAGCCCCCCUCCUUCGAUGGCAUCCCUGAGUUCAACGCCUCCCUGCCCCGGCGGCGCGACCCGUCCCUGGAGGAGAUCCAGAAGAAGCUGGAGGCGGCGGAGGAGAGGAGGAAGUACCAAGAGGCUGAGCUGCUGAAGCAUCUGGCAGAGAAGCGGGAGCAUGAGCGGGAGGUCAUCCAGAAGGCCAUCGAGGAGAACAACAACUUCAUCAAGAUGGCCAAAGAGAAGCUGGCACAGAAGAUGGAGUCCAACAAGGAGAACCGCGAGGCCCACUUAGCAGCCAUGCUGGAGCGCUUGCAGGAGAAGGACAAACACGCAGAAGAAGUGAGGAAAAACAAGGAGCUCAAGGAAGAAGCCUCCAGGUAAAGAGGCGCUGGUUGGACUGACAGCUCCAGGGAG
Molecule: messenger RNA, 603 nt
Organism: Chaetura pelagica (chimney swift)
Lineage: Eukaryota; Metazoa; Chordata; Aves; Apodiformes; Apodidae
Gene: STMN4
Product: stathmin-like 4
Exons: 5
Coding region: 1-570 (189 amino acids)
Biological process (GO): neuron projection development; regulation of microtubule polymerization or depolymerization; microtubule depolymerization
Cellular component (GO): cytoplasm; neuron projection
Molecular function (GO): tubulin binding
Source: RefSeq, a predicted model, not a curated record